Molecule: messenger RNA, 1618 nt
Organism: Felis catus (domestic cat)
Lineage: Eukaryota; Metazoa; Chordata; Mammalia; Carnivora; Felidae
Exons: 3
Coding region: 1-711 (236 amino acids)
Source: RefSeq, a predicted model, not a curated record
AUGGCCGGAAAAGAAGAGAAGGAGGGGCCUAUAACCAGGUUCGCGCAAGCGCUCUCCCCUCUACACCCUCACCUUGGGCCCCUGCAGGGCUCACAUGAGGACACGCCUCCUCCUCGCGCCUCCACGGCGCGCAGCCAAUCAGCGUUCCAGGGCGUCGCGGGUGGGACUGCCCCUUGCCCCUCGCACCUCCUCCCGCACGCGCCAGGACACGCCCAUUCCACGGGCCGACCUCCCCAAGCCCUAGCGCCUCGUCAGCAUGCAGCUAGCUGUCGCUGCUUCCUCCCCUGCGGACUUCGGAGGGUCCCCAGGACCGUUGUGUUGCCCUCUCACACUCUCUCGCUGUCCGGUUCCUACCCAGAGGUGUGGGGCGGGACCGAGAACCCGAGAGGCGAUGAGGGAGGCCCGGCGCGGCCUCUCGGAGGCAAAGCGCGGUCUGAGGGAAAUGCCUGGCGAGUCCUGUCGGACCCUCGCGGGACCGGUUCCCACCGCAGCCGGUGGGCAGGGCUUCUCCCCGCCCGGAACUCGUUCUCCGGUCCGCUGAAUGCAGACAGCAAGCCGGGCCGGCCCACCGCACGGGACUGCGGAGGAAGGAGAUUCCUUGGAAUGAAACCAAUGGGAGAUCAGGGUUUGGGAGAGUCUCAUCAGAGCAGAUGGGCCAGCAGCAGCCAGAAAGCUUGUUGCCUUUGGCUGAGAGCACCAUCCUGGAUCUGACGUCUUGUGAGUAAACCCCAGCAGGCUCAGCCUUAGGCCAGAGUGAAGUUGGCCUGCUUCUCCUUGAAGAGGAACCUAAUGUACUCCCACAUCUUCCCUCCCCUCUUGUUGAUGUGAAAAUCACAUUCCCAGAGAGCUCUUCAACUUAAAGCCAUGUUGCCCAUUAACAGCCCUUGGGAGGAUGGCUUCUUAGUGCUUUUGGUCCCUUGGUAUAUUUGAAAGUAUGCUGCAUGAACGAUCAGGAGGCCUGGGUUCUGGAUCUUACCCAACCACAGUUUUUCUUGGGGCCUUAAGCAAAUUUUUCCUCCCUAGGCCACAGUUUUUCCUAGCUAUAAGGUUGUUUAUAAUAACGAUAGUUUCCAUUUAGGAAAUAUUCAUUUUUAUGUGCAACAUAUAAUUUCAUAGAAUUCUUUCAAUAAUCAGUCCUAUGAGAUAGGCACUGUUAUUGUCCCAUCUUACAGAUAAGAAAACUGAGGCUUAAGAAUUCUCAUCCCCUAAACAUCCUAUUCAAAUCUCUAGCCCCCACCCCUGGCCAACACUCCUUUCUCUGCUUUAUUUUAGCUAUAGCACUUAGUUCCACAUGAAAUACUAUAUAUUUUACUUUUUUGUUUUCCCUUUCCCCCUACAAGACUGUAAGCUCCAUUAAGGAAUGGAUUUUGUCUUUAUGUUGUUGUUGCUCAUUUGCUGUGUUUCCAGGGUUUAGAAUAGUGCCUGGCACAUGGUAGGCACUCAAAUAUUGGUUGAAUGAAUAAAAUGGAUGAAUGAUCUCUUGGUAGGAGUAUAAAUUGGACUCUAUAGAAGUCAAUUUUGCAAUGUUAAUUUUCUUUUUUUUAAGAAAAAGCUCCACACUGGGUAUAUCCAACAUAGGGCUUGAACUCAUGACCCUGAGAUCAAGUGCUGAGAUCAA